Molecule: messenger RNA, 1904 nt
Organism: Neogale vison (American mink)
Lineage: Eukaryota; Metazoa; Chordata; Mammalia; Carnivora; Mustelidae
Gene: ANXA7
Product: annexin A7
Exons: 14
Coding region: 93-1559 (488 amino acids)
Cellular component (GO): cytoplasm
Molecular function (GO): calcium ion binding; calcium-dependent phospholipid binding
Source: RefSeq, a predicted model, not a curated record
AGGCCCCUGGCGCUCCGCCUCCCGGGGCCCUCCCCCGGCUCCAUCUUGCCGGCGACCAGGGUUGGGCUGUGACGCUGCUCCCUCGGGUCAGAAUGUCAUACCCAGGCUAUCCCCCAACAGGCUACCCACCUUUCCCUGGAUAUCCUCCUGCAGGUCAGGAGUCGUCUUUUCCCCCUCCGGGUCAGUAUCCUUAUCCUAGUGGCUUUCCUCCAGUGGGAGGAGGGGCCUACCCCCCAGCCCCAAGUAGUGGCUACCCUGGAGCUGGAGGCUACCCCGCCCCUGGAGGUUAUCCAGCCCCCGGAGGUUAUCCUGGUGCCCCACCACCAGGGGGAGCUCCAUCCUAUCCAGGAGUUCCUCCAGGUCAAGGGUUUGGCGCCCCACCAGGUGGAGCAGGCUUUUCUGGCUAUCCACAGCCGCCCUCACAGUCUUAUGGUGGCAGCCCAGCACAGGUCCCACUACCUGGUGGCUUUCCUGGAGGGCAGAUGCCUUCUCAGUAUCCUGGAGGACAAGCUCCUUACCCAAGUCAGAUCAAUACAGAAUCCUUUCCUUCCUAUCCUGUUUUCUCUCCUGUUUCUUUGGAUUAUAACAGUGAACCUGCUGCGAUGACUCAGGGAACUCAAGGAACAGUCCGACCAGCUGCCAACUUUGAUGCCAUGAGAGAUGCAGAAAUUCUUCGUAAAGCAAUGAAAGGUUUUGGGACAGACGAGCAGGCAAUUGUGGACGUUGUGGCCAACCGUUCCAACGAUCAGAGGCAAAAAAUUAAAGCAGCUUUUAAGACCAUGUAUGGCAAGGAUUUAAUCAAAGACCUUAAAUCAGAGUUAAGUGGAAAUAUGGAAGAACUGAUCCUUGCCCUAUUCAUGCCACCUACAUAUUACGAUGCCUGGAGUUUACGGAAUGCAAUGAAGGGAGCAGGAACUCAGGAGCGUGUAUUGAUUGAAAUUUUGUGCACGAGAACAAAUCAGGAAAUCCGAGAAAUUGUCAGAUGUUAUCAGUCAGAAUUCGGACGAGACCUUGAAAAGGAUAUUAGGUCAGAUACAUCUGGGCAUUUUGAACGCUUACUGGUAUCCAUGUGCCAGGGGAAUCGUGAUGAGAACCAGAACGUUAACCACCAGUUGGCUCAGGAAGAUGCUCAGCGUCUCUAUCAAGCUGGUGAGGGAAGACUAGGGACAGAUGAAUCCUGCUUUAACAUGAUUCUUGCCACAAGAAGCUUUCCUCAACUGAAAGCUACUGUGGAGGCUUAUUCCAGGGUGGCUAAUCGAGAUUUGCUAAGUAGUGUUGCCCGUGAAUUUUCUGGAAAUGUUGAAAGUGGUUUAAAGACCAUCUUGCAGUGUGCCCUGAAUCGCCCUGCCUUCUUUGCUGAGAGGCUCUACUAUUCUAUGAAAGGUGCCGGCACAGAUGACUCCACCCUGGUCAGGAUUGUGGUCACUCGAAGUGAGAUUGAUCUUGUACAAAUAAAACAGACCUUCAGUCAGAUGUAUCAGAAGACCCUGGGCACAAUGAUUGCGAGUGACACAAGUGGAGAUUACCGAAAGCUUCUUCUGGCCAUUGUGGGCCAAUAGGAGGGAUUUUUUUUUUUUUUUUUUUUUUUUUUUUUAAUAAAUGAAGCAUAUCCUUCAGUGAUUGACCUGCAUGCAGCAGUAUCAUCCAUCACCUAACCAAAAGAGCUUUUUACUAAGGACCGUGUCAGGGUAUUGUGCUUGGUUUGCACAUGUGGUUACUGCCUUAAUUCCAAUGUUAUUUUUUUCUCUAUAUACAAUCAAUUUGAAGCCAUAUCACAAUGAUGUACUAAUGCAAUGGUUGUAAGGCAUAAUUCACACUGUUCUUAUCCUAAUCAGGAUCCCAAAUUGAAUAAAAAAAUCACAGCAGUUUCCAAGUCUGCAUAAUAAAGCUGAAUAAAAGAAAAA